Messenger RNA from Adineta steineri, 465 nucleotides. Lineage: Eukaryota; Metazoa; Rotifera; Eurotatoria; Adinetida; Adinetidae. The record is from the annotation of a GenBank genome assembly.
AUGAUUCGAACUAUUGAGAAAACUGAAGAUGCACCUUCUCGUAAACGAUUUUUACAAUUAACAAAUAGCGAUCUAAAUACUUUGUAUUGUCCAUGUUCAAACCAUGCUAUUACAUACAGUACAUUUGUUACAACUAAAGUUGAUUUUCAUCAAGUUUGUUCAAGUGAAUUUAUUGAACAAACAUGGAUUGAUAAGUUAUUUACAAAUGAAAAUAUUUCAAUUGAAUCUACAGAAGAUUUUCGUGUUACUUUGAGUUUCUUUUGGCAAAUUAUUGCAGGUUUAUGUAUUGCAAGUCGAAGAAGCUGGGAUGAUGCUGUAGCAAAUUUUAAUACAUCACGUAUUCUUACUCCAGCAGUAUCUGUCGAAGAAACUAUUCGAAGUCAAGUUCAAACAACAUUUAAUAGUCAAAUCGAUUUAUCUCAAACAGCACUGGCUCAUACUUUACUUGCUAUUCGUCUUAUGACU